This is a messenger RNA of Trypanosoma cruzi, 2763 nucleotides long. RefSeq lists its product as uncharacterized. NCBI's taxonomy places the organism in Eukaryota, Euglenozoa, Kinetoplastea, Trypanosomatida, Trypanosomatidae. The transcript has a single exon. The coding region runs from base 1 to 2763 and encodes 920 amino acids. The record is from RefSeq and is a predicted model, not a curated record.
AUGCUGCCAUUUUCUUUGGGGGAGACGGAGAGUGCAGUCUGUAGGUCUAUUUGGACCUUCUGUGACACAUUAAUUCGCGAUGCUCAGGCGUUGGUGUGUGGCUGCGGAGAGCUCACCAAUAUGGAGGCAGAGGCCAGUGUGAUUAUGCAGAGAACAUUUCCACACGUGUCUACAACAGAGGCAGCAACAACAGCGGAUUCAACAGCAGUGCGGUCAUGGGAGAAAACUGCCAUCCCCACGCCGUCCCUGUAUUUGGGGGCGGUGUCGAAACUGAACGGUUUUAUGCACUCACUAAAAAUGUCCGCGGCAGCUGGAAAUAACGACGAGCGGGUGAUGGCUGGGCGCAUUUUGCUUCUUCUGAGGGUGAUGGCUUUGUACUGCUUUGCUACCGCACGGCCAUCGGCGGGGUCUCCUGGCGAAUUUUCCUCACAAGAGAGUAGUGGUCGCACCACACCGGUGACGCGACCCUUCCGCCGUCACGAUCAGAAUAACCGCCAAAGCACGGAGAAUGAGAAUCCGGGCCAGGAAAUGCAGACAGCGGAAGAAACAUUUCGGGUUGCAGUGGACGCCGUGGUGCGGCUCUCAACUUAUGGCGCGGCGCAACGUGGAAAAGGUGACAAGAAGUUGUUGAAAGGCCCUACAAUUUCUCUGGACCUUUACGCAGAGUUGAAUAUGGCAGCUUUGUACUUGCUGACAGCGGCACUGACGCGUUUUAGCAAUGUACCAUUUAACGCCAUGCGGUAUUUGCCGGCGCUCUUCCCGGAAGUCGAUGCCAGGGAUCCGCAUGUUAUUCAUCCACUUCUUACACCAUUCUUAUGGAGUCCUGAACAACGUGUCCGCGCUGCUGCGGCCGCACUUGUAUCGUCUCUUUUACGUAAUUUGCAGCACAACUUUAAAUACGCAGAAGAACCACAUCAAAAUCGCCAGUCAUUUUCGUCACUGGCGUCACAGAGUGGUCGGACCCUGUCAUUUCUCCACGACGUACUAAUAUAUGCCCUGCAGCUGCCAAAUAAGCUGCCCGCGGUGGGUGACAUGUCUGCUGCUACGGCCACCACUUCUCACUUCUUCAAGGACCUUGUGCUUUCUUCCUUUGGGGUGCUUGUGUCCACCACUCCCUACCGCCGCUGCCCUCAUGCAUUUGAUGUGAUAAAAGAGGCUUUAGAACUGCCUUUGUUACGAGAUAUUCUUUUGGAUGCAUCCUGUGACGAAUUUGCACCGGCAGCGGCGUUUCUUAUCUCUGUAUUUAAGGCGGACUCGCUUACCAAAAUGCUGCAGUCGUACCUUUUUUGUGAGGGCGGAGACGCCAGCCCUAAAAUCAAGGGUCCAAGCAAUCGUCCCGUAGACCGGCAUGUUGGCGGGGGCGCCCUGUUGCUGGAGGCGUUGCUCACGCACGCGGCGAGUCGUGUUGAGGUUUGGCGGUGUGUGGUGCAGCUGUCCCGUAUUCAUCCAUUGAUCGUCGGGGCGCAUUUCACCAUUCUCUUGGAUGCGUCUCUCGCUGUUCUCCGUGCCGCCUCACAAAAAAUAGAGGAAGAAGAGGCGGCUGAGAAUAAAAAGCAACACGAGGGCGCGGAAAUGGCUGUGGGCAAUACAUUGGGAGAAUGUUUACGGGCAUGGCUGCAUUUUAUGGGUUACGUGUGGCAGUCUUUUGACGGUCAUUCUGCCGAUCCGGCACUGCGACAGGAACACUUGCCCCAUCGCGCAACCCCGCAUCAGAAGAAGCAGCUCCUUACAGAACUCGUUUUGCCAGUUCUUCAGAUGACGUCUGAUGGGUUGCGAUACAAUGAGGCUCGGCGAACGGCACUACGGUGUGUGGCGCAGGUCGGUGACGAGUACUUUUCUUCCAUUCCCGCCACCGUGCGUGAAGGGAUUGUUGUACAUGUAAUUAAUAGUACAACUGCACAUGAGAGUAGUGUGCGGUCUGAGUCUUUUACAACGAUAGGGGUGUGGGCGUGGCAGUACAAUACGUUUGGUGAAUGGUUAUCGGACUUUGUUGAACGCUCUGUAAGUGCAUUGUGUGAUGAUGCAGAGCCCUCAGUGCGUUUUAAGGCUGCUUUUGCCCUGUCGAACAUUACCUCUCGUCUUGGAGAAGAGAAUGAUAGUAGCCCACUGCGGCAAUCUCCAUAUCAUAUGCAGCUUCUUUGCGACGUUGCCAUGUACGCAACACAAGUUCGCGAGGACCCCGCAGUUGUCAGCCAUGGUAUCCGUAUGAUGAGUCACCUGUUGCAUAGUCUUAGUUUUGAGGAACUUAUUGGAGAAUUGUCAGAAAAGCGGGAGGGUGUGGCGGAGGGAUACUUUAACGCUCUACUCCGUUUUUUGUUGCCCUCGUACCGUGAUGCCAAGCUACGCUGGAACGCUGCAUGUGCUCUUGGACUUGGUCUUUCGCGGGAGGUAGUCUUUGAGGCGGAGCCACAGGCGGCAACACGGGCAGUGGAACGACUAUGCGUUAUUGUUUGCCACGAUCGCAUAUUUAAAGUGCGCACACAGGCGGCAAUGGCACUUGCAAAGGUUCCCAUGACAUGUCUUGCGGCAGGGCGCUACGCCGUGGAAGAUCUCUCACCCAAAGUAGCUCGUGCACUUUGUGAGUCUUUGCAGGUGUCGGGGAGUUCCUUAGAGAACUUUGCACAAUACAAGGAGCAGGAUGCGCUUCGUGCAGCACUUCGGCAGGCGCUGGGAGUGAUGAUCACCAGUGCCUCCCCAAGUGCCAUGUUACAGCGCGUUUUUGCUGAAUAUCGUGUACUCUUGGAGGCGGAAGGGCUUUUGUAA